Molecule: messenger RNA, 1009 nt
Organism: Zingiber officinale
Lineage: Eukaryota; Viridiplantae; Streptophyta; Magnoliopsida; Zingiberales; Zingiberaceae
Product: protein LITTLE ZIPPER 3
Exons: 3
Coding region: 630-845 (71 amino acids)
Source: RefSeq, a predicted model, not a curated record
UAUGAUGGAUGAGGGCUCACGUUCGGCACCCUCCUCAUUGCCUCACAGUUCACAAGAUGCGAGACCAUCCAACUGCAAGGAGGGAGGAGCAACUCAUGAGCUGCGUGCGUGUAAUUGGAAAAUGGAAACGGCUAUGUGGAGCGAGAGCCUCGCGUUUUCCACCAUUUCGUUGGGAUUAAAUUGUGCUGCCUGCCUGAAAGAGAAAUCAGAUUAAAUGAAGGGCGAGAUAAUAAGGAUCAAGAGGAAGGAAGGUCAUCAUUGCGAAUCUUUCGGCCGACCACCUCACCAUCAUCGUCAUCAUGUGGAAGUGGCUCCUCCCUUGAAUUGAAAUCCCACGCCAUCAUCACGUUGACGCCACCAUCUCCAUCUUCCUCUCCUCUCCUCCGGCCGUCUCCUUCCACUCUUUGCUCGCCUCUGCUCACGUCCCACAUGCACGACUCCUGUGCCUGCCACUCCCUGUCACACACACUCUCUCUCUGUUCUUAAACCAUAGCUUUUAAAAACAGAGCGAGAGAGAGAACAGAGUCCGCAUCCACCAAUCUAUAAAUAGCCUCACACCCCAAGCAACAGGUCAUCGAUCUCCUCUUGUUCCUCUCCACCAAUUCUUUUCUCUCAAGUGCGUUAGUUUGAUGGAGAGGCUGAACACCAAGCUCUACCUCCAGAACUGCUACAUCAUGAAGGAGAACGAGAGGCUGAGGAAGAAGGCGCAGCUGCUGAACCAGGAGAACCAGGCUCUGCUGUCCGAGCUGAAGCUGAAGCAGAAGCUGACCAAGGCUAGCAGCAUCCCUGACCUCAACACUCCACCUCCAGCCAGCAAUGCAGGCAGCAAGUACUCAUCUCAGUAGCAAGAGCAUGUGUCAAUUCACUCUUAAUUCUUGUUUUGGAUGUUUGGUCUCAUAGAAAUUAUGGAUCCUUUAUAUAUCUGAAUAUUGUAGCAAUUGGAUCAGUUUGGCCUGCAGCUGUAGGGUAAUCAUCAGUCAUCUGUAUCAUCUCUUCUAAAGCUUAGCAU